AAAAAAAAGAAAAAGAAAAAGAAAGUGAUCCAAGAAGUAUCGUCCCCGUGGUGGACGAUAAAUGGGCUCUUCAACUGUAGCCUCGGGGGAGGAGCAAGGGGCCAAUACUUGAGGUUUGUGUCAUUGCCAUGACCUGUGUUUUCUGGGUUCAGUCAACAGCCAGAUGCUGCGUUCCUUUCGCUAAUCACGCACUGUGGCUGAAUCAAUUUGCCUUGUAGUCGUCGCCUUGCUUAAUCUCAGCUUGGGAUUCUAUAACUGGGUAAGAGGGUCUUCGAUCCGUUAAGUAACCAGGCUUGAUUUUGCUCGGGAAAAAAACUCCAGAGCUGUUGCUUAGCUGAAAUGAAAGAAACGUGUAUAGGGUGUAGUAAAUGGGCAGAGGACAUGUAUUGGACCCAUUUCCAAACUAUCCACUUCUCUCAGUUUCUCCACAAUGGUUAUGAGCGGCAGCUUGCCAUCCCCAAAAAAUUCGUUGAUAAUCUGAAAAAGAAACUGCCUGAAAGUGUGGUUCUUAAAGGUCCUAGUGGUUUAACCUGGAAUGUAGGAUUAACCAGUAAUGAUGAUACCUUGUUCUUCAACCAUGGCUGGCAAGAAUUUGUCAAGGAUCAUUCAUUGGAAGAGAAUGAUUUCUUGAUUUUUAAGUACAAUGGUGGUUCCCAGUUUGAUGUUUUGGUUUUUGAUGGGGAGAACUUGUGUGAGAAGGGGGCUACUUACUUUGUUAGAAAAUCUGAGCAUGCUGAGCAUGACAAUGGAUGCCUAUCUAAGAGAAAACUUGGGGAAGCUUCGAUUGAUGAAGUUCAUACCAGAUGCAGUUCACCGGAGAAAGUUAUAGAUGAUGAUGCUGUCCUUAUCCCAUCACUGCAACAUAUAAUCUCUGUGGCUACUAAUAUAGGGGCUCAACAGCAAACAACUCCCGCAAGACCAAUUCGUGCUCGGCGGAAUCUUGGGAGCAAAAAUCCUACUACUUAUCAAGAGGGAGCUGUGAGUGAUUCAGAUGCUGAACUUACACCCAUCAAUAAGAGCGGGUCAUAUCGUCAGCAAUAUCAGUCAAAUAGAAGGCCAAUAACUCAAGAUGAGAUAAAGAAUGCCUUGCACUUGGCCCAAGAAGCAUCAAGUGAUGAGACUUUCCUAGUAGUCAUGCGACCCACACAUGUAUACAAGAGAUUCUUUGUGUCAAUCCCUUCUGAUUGGAUGUCGAAGAAUCUCUCGAAGGAAAACCAAGAAAUCAUUCUGCGUGUCGAAGAUAAUACAUGGCAAACCAAGUAUUACUUUCAUCAAGGUCGUGGCUAUGGAGGGAUUACUGGUGGGUGGAAACAAUUUGCUUAUGACAACAACUUGGAAGAAUUUGAUGUCUGCCUGUUCAAGCCUGCUGGUCACAUGAAUUACUCCAUUAUUCUGGAUGUUAGCAUUUUCCGGGUUGUCCAUGAGUUAACUCCUCUUACUCAACUGUCUUCUGCAACAGCAACACCAAAGAAGAGGGGCAGAAAAAAAUUAAUCUAGGGCACCUAAGCACAAGGUUGUGAUUACUUUAAGAUUUUCUGCCCAGCUGCAGUUUAGACUUCGUAUGUGUCUCUGCGGAUUUAACUUUAUGUUAACUUGUCCUUUUAGCACUAAACUUGUUUCCAGACUACUACUUAAAUGUUAGUAUGGUUGUAAAUGUUGAUCCGGUUGCUUCAAGGGGGCUUUGGUGAUUGUUUAUAUAUCUAGUGGAAUGGUAUCUGCCUACCAUGUCUAGAAGAGUUCAAACGCAUCUCCACCCCCUUUCGUUAACCGUGAUCAACAACUAACAGAUAUUUUUAGAGGCUCGGUUUUUAGAGAUUGACCAUGGUUUAUCUAGAUAUUGGUUCUUCUUGGUA
This is a messenger RNA of Carya illinoinensis, 1853 nucleotides long. Its product is annotated as B3 domain-containing protein REM16. Gene Ontology annotation, molecular function: DNA binding. NCBI's taxonomy places the organism in Eukaryota, Viridiplantae, Streptophyta, Magnoliopsida, Fagales, Juglandaceae. The record is from RefSeq and is a predicted model, not a curated record. The coding region runs from base 340 to 1497 and encodes 385 amino acids. The transcript has 6 exons.